GUCUGCGAGAGCAAGAAAUCAAAACAAACAACAAGCAGCAGCAAGAGAAAAGGAUUGGGUUUGUUUGUGUUUUGAUGUGGACGAUGACAUGCAAGUUGGGUGGCACGUUUCGUGCCUUGCUGCUUGCUGCUUCUGAUGACCUUUUCCUUCUUUGCUGCUUUUUGAACCUACCAACCAAACACCAACGCAAGCAACAAAAGAACAAGAAGUCGAUAAACAAACAGAAGGCCAUCAGGGACUUGUUGCCUUGCUUGUGCUUGUUGCUUGUUGCUUCUUGUUGCUUCUCGCUUCUCGCUGCUGCUGCACAUACUUGUCUGGGCAUCUUUCUUUCACCUUGUUCAUUUUCUUCCAAUCACCAUCACACCAACCAGAGCAACGUCUAGCAACUACAGCGUACAGCGCACACGCCGACACUCGAUCAGUGGAACCCACGUUCUCCGCUUUCUCCGCUUCACUCCCGCCGCAAAACCACAUCCCCCCCCCCACCCCACCACUCCGGCCUUUGACCAGCUUCGUCGACGCUCGAGCAGCCACUUGUUCAAGAUGACGCACACGCACCGCCGGAAGGCCAACAAGCACGACGGCUAUGAUCACCACAGCGCAGGCAACCACCACACCUCGAAGAAGCACGGCUUUGGGUCGUACAACUGGGGCAAGCCCGGCGCAGAGAUGGACGACGUGCCGGUGCUGGACAAGGGCGACCCCAUGUACGACGAGGAGCAGGGCCACGUGCCACGCUCCAAGAGCCGCACCUCGUCCACCUCGUCCACAGACUCCAACCCGUCCCCAAAGGUCCGCGUCGUCUCCAAGUGAGCACCGCGACGGUGGCGGUGGCGGCAAAUCACAAAGUGAUGACAUGACUGAAUUGAAGCAAGCCCACCACCAUCACAACAACCGACAACGACGACCACGUCCCCUGCCUCGCUCGAUGCAUCAACGCACCCACUUUGUGUUUGUUGACGUCGCCAUACGGGUGCCAUCACUUUGGCUGCUGCUUCUCUUCUCUUCUCCUCCACUCCUCCUCUUCUUUGCUUAUUUCUCAAUUCACAUAGUUGCCUUUCCUGUUGCGUGCUUCCCUCUCGUGUUUAACCGCCCUCCUGUGCUCUGCUGUCUUUGAACUUGAUUUGAUGCAUCUCGAUACACUUGCUUGUGAUUUGUGCGCGCGCGUUUGGGAUGAACAAGAGGCAGCGUGCACAGCUGUGCUGGCGGUUGGCUGUUUCGUUCUCCGCUCUUCCCAUAUUCUUGCUUGGUUGUGUUCGUCGUGGUGUCGUGGUCUGACAUUGAUGUUUUGAUUGCGCCACCGUGAUGGAAUAACAACGAAGUAAACGUGCACCGUGGCA
This is a messenger RNA of Salpingoeca rosetta, 1340 nucleotides long. RefSeq lists its product as uncharacterized. NCBI's taxonomy places the organism in Eukaryota, Choanoflagellata, Craspedida, Salpingoecidae. The transcript has a single exon. The coding region runs from base 587 to 1117 and encodes 176 amino acids. The record is from RefSeq and is a predicted model, not a curated record.